Mya arenaria is the source of this 1224-nucleotide messenger RNA. RefSeq lists its product as uncharacterized. Bases 72 to 866 code for a protein of 264 amino acids. Lineage: Eukaryota; Metazoa; Mollusca; Bivalvia; Myida; Myidae. The transcript is spliced from 6 exons. The record is from RefSeq and is a predicted model, not a curated record.
CGGAAAAGAUGAUAGAAUCUUAACGGAGAAAUAAACUUCCUUGUUCUUUGUUGUUGAGCUGGUGAAGGAAUAUGCCCUCUUGUGCGUCUUGUUCCCGUCCCUGUGGACCCUGGUCUGCGUGUAGUGUUACCUGCGGAAUUGGGAACCGGGGAAGAACAAACGAUCGUGGAUGCAUGGACGUGGAUAUAUGCACCCAGCCGAUAUGCCCAGAAACAACAUCAUUGACGACCCAAGGAAUAUACAAAGGAUCAGACGGAAUAACUAGCACUGUAGCUUCAACGUCUGUCUACAAUUCAAGUGCAAAAGCGAGUUCGAAAGUCGCAGAAACAACAACAUUAACGACCCAAGAAAUAUACCGAGGAACAGACAUAACAAAAAGCACUGUAGCUUCAACACUUUUUGACACAUCAAGUGCAACAGAGCGCCUAAAGAUCGCAGAUGCCCGAGACACGGGAGAUGGCCUGUUACCAGUGAAGGUUGCUGUACCGGUCGGCGUGUGUCUAUUUGUUGCAGUUAUAUUGACAGUGUUUCUUCUAAAGCGACGAAGCCAUCGGAAGACGACAAAGGAUGGUGAAAACAUCGAUGCCCCGACCGAACUUAAAAAUAUUUCGGGUUGCGUCACUAUAACAAGGGAGGCUGAAGUCAAUGCUUCUGACGUCAUCGAUCCUGACAUCGAUAGAUCUUCAACAUAUGAUAUCAACCCUUUAUACGACUCUUCAAAUACUGAGAAUUACUAUAAUCAUGUGAGGAGAAAUGAAACAGACAUAUAUCCGGAAUAUACUUGCGUUGUUAAACGCAAGCAUGAAUCGAGCAAUCAAAACGAAUACACAAUUUUUAACGGUGGAGUGGGAAAUGAAAAAAACUAACCAAAUUUACAAUAAAGAUCACCUUCGACAAAAGGGCAUUCCCUGAAAUGUUCGAACAUUAUGUUUGAUGAUUCACUUCUGAUUAAGGAGUAACUAAAAUGCAAUGUGAAAUUCAUUUGACACGUUUGUUAUUGACAACCAGCUGAAAUAUCUUAUUGUACAUGUUUAUAUUUAAAUUUUGUUUCUUUUGAAACAACCGGACGAAACAUAUUUUAUAUGACAUAAUCUCUAUUUCACAGUUUGAUAAGUGUAUCCAAUGUUUAAAACCGUGGUAUUUGUAUGCCAUAUAAUCCAUUCAAUUCAAUAUACUCGAUCCCGUAGCACGUAAACCCACACCAUAUCGUUCCCAAUUCAAAAC